AUGAGCGCUGCCACGCCCACCAGCCCGGGCUUCCCGCUCCAAAUGGGCUCAGGCGCCAUCGCCGCCCAGUUCGGAGGGCCCUCUUCUUCAGCAGGUAGCCCACGCUCUCGACCUACCACACCGCUCUCCGCCGCCUUCCUCCCCGCCGGCCCCACCUACGACGAUCUCAGCAAAUGGGAGGACGCCGACGUCGCCGCAUGGCUCACCGCCGCUCGCCUCGGUCACCACGCCGCUACGUUCGCCGAAAACGACAUUCGCGGCUCCAUCCUCCUCGAUGUCGACCAGGCCGCCCUCAAGGAAAUGGGCAUCACCAUGAUCAAGGACCGCGUCCGCAUCCAGGCCGCCAUCAAGCUCCUCAACAAGCGCUGCGCAGACGCCGCACUCGCUCGCAGACCCAGCGCCGUCUCCCUCCCGCCCUUGUCGCCCCUCGCAAACCACGCCCUCUACGCAAACGAGGGCGAGAUCGAGUACCUCGAGCACGACCACCUCGCCGACAACUCCGCCCCCGGCAUGUCGCCCGGCUUCGGCCCCAACUCCAUGGGCCUCCGUCGCGGUCAGAUGCGCCCGCCACCACUCACCCUCAAGCAGUCCGCCUCUCGCGGCAUGCCCGGCCAUCCCUCCCCCGCCAACGGCCUCAACAACGCCCAUGGCUUCGGCCUCAGCGCCGCUCGCGGUCUCACCCCCGGCGCCGCGCGUGGCAGCGUCUGGAACACCGCCUCGUCCUCUUCCACGUCAUCCAAACCCAGCACUGCCGACGGCGCACUUCACCGCAAAGUCAACUCCAUCGGAGGAGGCGCAGCUCCAGCCAUCGUCGGCGCCUCCUCGUCGUCGCUCUCCUCCGCCCGCCACCUUCACGGCCAUGGCCUCCACUCCACACGCCCAAGCACAGCCACCGGCGCAAGCGGCUACUCCAAUGCUGGCGGCUCGCUCCAAUCGCGCGGCGCGCUCACAUCCAAUAGCCCCACCGCCGCUACCUUUGGCGGCGCCGCCAGCAUCAACACCGGCCGUCCCUCCACCGCCACAGGCGCCCAAACCUACUCUGGCACCGCCAUCAACCCCACCAGCUCCGUAGCCAGAGACGGCUACUCCCCGCUCACCCCCAUCUCCGAGUCCAACUCUCACGGCAACACGCCCACAACCCCGUCGGGCAUCCAGCAGCAGCAGUCAGCAGGCUACUCGGUCGGUCGUGGGCCUUUUGCUUCGUCACAACGCUACGGCGCCUCGCCCGUUCAGUCGUCCUCCUCUGGCAACGCCAUUCGACGCGUCGACAGCGGCGAGGGCUACAACCUCAUGGCUUCCCAGUUCGCCGGCUACCCACCUCCCAACCCACCCACCCUUGAAGACCUCAAGCGCCGCACAAUCAAAUUCAUCAGCGAAGAGGACAACACCACGCGCAUCGUCAACGUCAGCGACUGCCGCGACGCCUACGACGUCAUGGCCCGCGUCCUCAAGAAGUUUGGCAAACCCCCCAGCGCCAAUAGCUACACCCCCACCGCCGACCAGGGCCCCACCGGCGACGAGCUCGGCGCAACCGAGACGUGGGGCAUCUUUGCCACAAGCGCAGACGGUCAGAACACAAAGGCGCUCUCGGACAACGAGCUGCUUGCCAUCUGCCACGCCCCACAGCCACACGAUCCGCUGCGCGAACGUGGCCUCACCCUCCGCAGGAUCCCCAACCAUCUCCCCGGCGAGGACGCCCGCAGAGUCCCCGCGCGUUCCGGCCGCAACAAGCUCGAAGCCUUCUUCGGCGAACGCAUGCCCGUCGCACAGAUGCAGCCCGCCGGCCCAGGCUCGGCCGCACACACAGACGAAGGCGACGCCGGCAGCGUCACCAUCAGCGGCAAAAAGAUGAAGCGCGCCUCCACCGUCAGCAUCAUGUCCGGUCUUGGCGUCGGCCCGUUCAGCAGCAGCAGCAGCGCCAGCGCCUCCACUCACACCGCCAACACGGCCAAGACCGACGCAAAGCAGCCCUCCAAGAAGGACACCAAGCAUGCCACCUCGCCCACCGUCAGCAGCAAACCCAGCAAGAUCCGCAACUUCUUUGGCCAGCGCCCGCCUUCCGAGCUCAUCAACACCAACCUCGCCGACUUCUUCCCCUCCACCGACUCCAGGGCUCUCCAGCGUACCGCGCGCCGCUCCAUCUAUGGCCGCGCGUCGGCGAGCACGCGCUCCAAACGCAACAGCACCUGGAGCUUUGUCGCCGAUCCCGAUGCGCCGCCGCUGCCCAACAAGGAGUCGCUCGACGGCCACCAGUCCAGCAACACGCCGCUCGACCGCUCAUCCGCAUCCAUCCGCGAACGCACAUACGACCGCGGCACCAAUCCCAUCAUCCAGAUCGGCUACGACUCGCGCUCCGAAGACGGUCACUCGCAAGACGCGCAUCAACGAGCUUCCGCUCAGCACCAGUAUGGCGUCGCCGGCCCGCCCACACUGCCGCCCGUUGUGGGUCGCGACUCGCUCGACGAGUGGUCGCGCGACCUCAAGGCCGUCGGCUCGCCCGUGGCCGGAUACACCCCGGGCUUCGCCGGCGCCAAGUCGGGCCAUCUGCACCACACGCCCAUGCAGCCUUCUUCGUCGCAGAACAGCGCCUACACCAGCCGGCCGCCCAUGUCGCGACGCGCCUCGGGCGAGAGCGCGCGCAGCCGUCGCAGUCUCGCCUCGCAGGUGCGUCACGGUCUCAGUGCGGCGCGCGAGCGUAACCCAGACACGGCCAGCCUGCUCACCGUCGAUGAGAUCACCCAAGAGGUCGAGAACCGAAGAGAGAGCAUCUCGCUCGCCGGUGCAGGCGGCGGGUGGGUCGUCGACGAGGACGGCGUGCCCAUCCCCAUCCCCGGCGCUGCUUCGGCACGCUCGUCGUCCGCCGCCGCCUCCACACGGCCGUCGAGCGGCAUCUCGUCCGCCUACGUCCACGGCAGUCAUGCCGGCCACGAUGACGACCAGGACGACGAGGAGGCCAACGAGUCGUCGGACCUCGAGGGCGCGCCUCGCGCAUCGAAGGCGCGUGGCGCAGCGUCCAAGGCGGCGUCGAUCCGUACGGUGGCGAGCCACUCGGCGGACCGUGCUGCGUCGGUGCUGCAUGCGCCCGGCGACGAGUCGGACCGCCACCUGGGCGAUCCGAUGGCCGUGACGCGCAAUGCGACGUCGCGCGCCAGCUCCAUCUCGGAGCUGCGCCGCUCGAUGGACGAGCACGCCGACUACAGCGACGGCGGCUCCAGCUCGGUGUAUACCGACUCGGACGUCGACUCGGACGCCGACUCGGACACGGACGACGACGACGAGCCGGACGUCUACCUGCCGUCGGCCAACAAGCCGCCGAUCAAGUGGCACAAGGGAGCGCUCAUCGGCGCCGGCUCGUUUGGCAACGUCUUCCUCGGCAUGAACGCCAAGACGGGCCUGCUGAUGGCCGUCAAGCAGGUGGAGCUGCCGUCGGGCGACUCGCACCUCGACCAGCGCAAAAAGGGCAUGCUCGACGCGCUCGAGAGCGAGAUCAAGUUGCUCAAGACGCUCGAGCACGAGAACAUCGUGCAGUACCUCGACUCGUUUGCCGACGGCAGCCAUCUCAACAUUUUCCUCGAGUACGUUCCCGGCGGCAGCAUUGUGGCGCUGCUGCGCAACUACGGUGCGUUUGAGGAGCCGCUGGUGCGCAACUUUGUGCGACAGAUCCUCAAGGGGCUGUCGUUCCUGCACGAUCGUGGCAUUAUGCAUCGCGACAUCAAGGGCGCCAACAUUCUCGUCGACAACAAGGGCGGCAUCAAGAUCUCGGAUUUCGGCAUCUCGAAGAAGGUCGAGUCGGAUCUGGUGUUGGCGACGAACAAGGCUGCGGGUGCAGGUGGGGGUGGUGGGGCGCCAAGGCCGAGUUUGCAGGGGAGUGUGUUUUGGAUGGCCCCCGAGGUGGUGAAGCAGACGAGCUAUACGAUCAAGGCGGACAUUUGGUCGUUGGGAUGUCUGGUGGUCGAGAUGAUCUCGGGCACGCAUCCGUGGGCUGAACUCAACCAGAUGCAGGCGCUCUUCCAGAUCGGCAUGGGCAGGAAGCCGAGUUUGCCCGACGAGAUCAGCCUAGAGUGCCGCGAUUUUUUGGAAAAGACGUUCGAGCUCGAUUACAAUGCCAGGCCGUCGGCGGAGGAGUUGUUGGAGCAUGCGUUUAUGGGAACACAGAUGACCUUCCCUGCGGCUGCGGGUGGGGUAGGGGCGGGUGAUGCCGCGGGUGGGGGAGAGGCAGGUGCAGAUGGGGGAGAUGCUGCGGUGGGCGGUGACGCAGUGGGGGAGGAGGGCGAGUCUAGCAUCAGCACGAGGGAGAAGGAGAAGGAGAAGAGGCCGACGCGGUCCAAGUCGACACGCAGGCUCGAGAGGGAGAAGCGGCAGAAGGAAGCGGCGGUGGUGGCGGUGCCGGCAGUGGCAGCGGUGGAUUCGGGUACGCCUAAUACGCCCACGGCUGCGACGGCGGGCAUCGCUGCGGCGAAUGCGGCAGGUGCAGAUGCCCAGGCCGCAUCAGCUCAGGUGGGCAUGCCGGAGAGCGUGUCGACGUCGUCGAUCGCCACUGCGCGCGGCGUGGCGGCGUCGUCGGCGACGGAUGCGCACGAGGGCAAGGACGAUGCGUAA
Moesziomyces antarcticus is the source of this 4599-nucleotide messenger RNA. Its product is annotated as putative kinase. The transcript has a single exon. The record is from RefSeq and is a predicted model, not a curated record. Gene Ontology annotation, molecular function: protein kinase activity; protein binding; ATP binding. The coding region runs from base 1 to 4599 and encodes 1532 amino acids. Gene Ontology annotation, biological process: protein phosphorylation. NCBI's taxonomy places the organism in Eukaryota, Fungi, Basidiomycota, Ustilaginomycetes, Ustilaginales, Ustilaginaceae.